AUGGUCGCAGAGCGUUCCAGAGGAGGACCGCAAUGCGGUCUUCAAUUCGAACCAGGUGUUUCCGCACCUGGCGAAGGUGUUGCACCAAGCCAAGGAGACCAUGUGGCUUCUGCGCAAUCCUGGUGCCGGUUCCCUGCCGAGCAACCUGCCGGAGUAAUGGCCAGGAAUCAAAAACCGACCUCGCCAGAGAAUGCGGCCCUGGAGGACUCCAAGCCCGCCAAUGGUUUUCGGGGCAUCCUCAAACAGGGGAUGAAGCAGGGUUCCAGGACUCUACAAGAAGGUCUGGAGGCCCUCAGCAGCAGGGUGGGGGCCGUGGGCUCCGGCCUGCUACGUCUGCCUGAGGAUGAGCUGAUCAAAGUCAAAGAGGCCAACGAGACCAUCAGCAGGCUGCUGCCAACGCUAACGCUGGCCAUUCAAGCAAACAGCUUGCGAGGUUCCAAGCGAGGGGCUGACACGCCUAUCUCGGAUGAGCCGGCGGCGCAGCGGCCGCGCACGGCCAUCGAAAGUGGGAGCAGCAACGCUGUUUCGAGAAGCGAGUCGAGCUCUACGCAGCAGCCGGGCACCGAGGAGCGGCGGCCGCUGCUUCAUCUGGAUUUGGUCUCGGACGCGCCCUUCGCCGAGAACCGUGACCAGGGCACGCUGACGACUCUGGACCUGAAGCCUGGUGUUGCCCAGAGUACGACCUCGCUGGAGUCGAACGACACCUCUUUAGGUGACGAUUCUGGCAACGUCAGGUUGGUCCUGGGCAGAGCAGACCUCCAGAAGCGAGUGACCCUGCAAUUUCCUGCCGCAGCGAAGAGGAAGCCUACCUCAGUACUUCAGUUCGUCAGUCGGGAGUUCCUCCUCCUGGAGGUGCCGGACACCUCCAACAUUGCGCCAACGCAGGGCAGCAUGGAGAUGGCCACUUUGGUUUGGGGCUGCUGGAACGACAGCCAGCAGGACGCAGACGAGAAACCACCCUUGGCAUACGUCAGCGGCCUGAAAUCCGGCUACCACCUUCGCAAGAUCCGGGAGACCAGGUGGACCUGGAUUGCCAAGGGCGACAAGGCCAGCAUCGAAGAGGGGGAUACCAUCGCCAUCGUGCUGGAGUCGCCUCCGGGUUCUGAGGCCCCGGCACCCUCGAAGGACUUGAAUGCCGAGGAGGCUCGCUGCAUACUGGGUUGUGAACUCCGCCGCCCACUGUCGCGCGGUCAUUUGGCUCCAGCGUUUGAAUCUUACCGCUCCUCGCGUCGUUUGAGUGAGGCCAUGCCCACGCGCAGGGAGCUCUACGGCUUGGGGGCAGCAAGCCUCAUGGCGCUGUCUGCGCCCACCGUGCUGGAGAGGGCGUUUGUAGCACCGGGCACUGCCAGCAGCCGGCAGAGGCCGUCAUUCCGUGCCACCGCUCAAGGACGGGUGGCUUCAGCGGGACAGUCGAGCUCAAGUGCUUCGUCCCAUGCUGCCCUGGCCAUCGGGCUUUCGGCAGCACUUGGCGCUGGCGCAGCGAGGGCGGCACGGCCAGCGAGGUCGCCGAAGGUGCAUCGUGCCCAGGGUGGUGAAUGGCAGCCGCGGCUUUCUGGCUGGACCGCCGCGGAGCUCGCCGGCGAACGCCAGCGUGCACAGGCAAUGCCGGACCCUCCGGGCUACAACGGGCCGCGGUACACUGGCCCAGGCAGCAUCACCGACGGCUUCAUAGAUGCUCUGCUGGCCAUGCAGAAGGACGGCCAGCUCCUGCCGAAGAAGGAUGCGUACUUGAUCCUGUUGGACAUCAUCGACAUCCUCCGAUCGGAAAAGACAUUGGGCCAGGCCUCCAUUCCCGCGGGCGGUCAGUUGACCGUGGUCGGCGACCUGCACGGCCAGUACUGGGACUUCUUGAACCUGCUGAGCAUGACGGGCAAGCCCUCUGCGAAUACUCCCUUCGUCUUCAACGGCGACUUCGUGGAUCGAGGCUCCUGGUCCAUCGAGGUGAUCCUGUCGAUCUUCGCGCUGAAGCUGAAGGAUCCGCAGUCCGUCUUCCUGAACCGGGGAAACCAUGAGAUGCUGGAGACGAACAUCCUGUACGGCUUCUGCGGCGAAUGCGGCUCCAAGUAUGACAUGGAUCUCUUCAACCUCUUCUCUGAGGCCUUCCGGAAUCUUCCUCUCGCCCACUUAGUGGACGGCAAGGUGUUGAUUCUCCAUGGCGGUCUCCCCGGUCCGGACCCCCGAAUUUGGAUGCCCGGACAGACGCACGACCCCACCGAUGCGAUCCCGAUGACCGUCCUUCCCACGCUGCAGGAUAUCGGCUCAGUGGACCGCUACCUGGAGAUCACUCCCGAAUCGUAUGGGCAGUCAAUCGGCCCGACAACGACGGACAAGGAGGUGAACGACAUGAGGAAGCUGAUCGACAUCCUUUGGGGAGAUCCCCGUGGUGGGGACGGGUAUGGCCCUUCCUACAGAAAAGGCAAGGGUGUCUACAUGUUUGGUCCAAGCCUUACUGCUGGCUCCAGACGACGGGGGAAGCCGCAUAAAUCCAUCUAUAUACCUUCGCAUUCCUACGCAUGUACAUGCAUGCAUGCACACAUGCACGCAGGGCUUGUAUUAUGUGUAUACACAUGUACACACUGUAUGUACAUGUGUAUACAUAUAAUACAAGCCCGGCGUGCAUGUGUACAUACAAUUACAUACAGGUGUACACGCGUACAUCCAGUCCACGACGUAUGUAUGUGCAUGCCUAUGUACGUACAUGCACUAGAUACAUGCAUACAAACAUAG
Messenger RNA from Symbiodinium sp. CCMP2592, 2727 nucleotides. The record is from the annotation of a GenBank genome assembly. Lineage: Eukaryota; Dinophyceae; Suessiales; Symbiodiniaceae.